Messenger RNA from Diabrotica virgifera virgifera (western corn rootworm), 1670 nucleotides. It is a transcript of the gene JMJD4, whose product is annotated as 2-oxoglutarate and iron-dependent oxygenase JMJD4. Gene Ontology annotation, biological process: protein hydroxylation; positive regulation of translational termination; negative regulation of gene expression. The record is from RefSeq and is a predicted model, not a curated record. The transcript has 2 exons. NCBI's taxonomy places the organism in Eukaryota, Metazoa, Arthropoda, Insecta, Coleoptera, Chrysomelidae. The coding region runs from base 89 to 1441 and encodes 450 amino acids. Gene Ontology annotation, molecular function: sequence-specific DNA binding; histone H4R3 demethylase activity. Gene Ontology annotation, cellular component: cytoplasm; nucleus.
AAGGAGGACAGAAGAAGAAAAUUUAAAAAUAUAACCUAACUAAAAUCAGAUUUGAUUUUUGAAUGUUUUUGAAAUAUCAAAUACGAGGAUGUUUGAAGUAGAUGAUACAGUAUUUACAAAAAAUAUAGCCUAUGAUUAUACUUCAAUAGAAUCUAUACCAGCAAUAGAAGCUUCCGAUUUGUCUUACUCAUCAUUUUUUAAUGAUUUCAUGUUACUUAAUUUACCUUGUAUCAUUAAAGGUAUCACCAAGAAUUGGCAAUGUUUAAAAUGUUGGAUAACCGAAAAUAAUGGCCUAAAUUUUGAAUACUUAGAGGAACACUAUGGAAUGGACAUGGUACAAGUUUAUAAUUGCAAGGAACGGUUUUAUAAUACCCAGAAAAGCUACAGUUGUUGUUUUAGUGAUUAUAUAAAUAAUAUUAAAGACAAGCCAAACGUAUUAAUAAAUACCUCUUACGAAUAUGUAAAGAAUUGGCACUUACAACUUAAUCAUCCCGAGGAGAGGUUUUAUGAAGUCCCUAUUUACUUUGCCUCAGAUUGGUUGAAUGAGUAUUAUGUUAAUUGUAUGGAUGAUGAUUAUCGAUUUGUUUAUAUGGGUUCAAAUGGAACAUGGACACCGUUUCAUGCUGAUGUAUUCUCUUCAUACAGCUGGUCAGCAAAUGUUUUUGGUAAAAAAAGAUGGUUAAUUUUUCCUCCUGGUAAUGAAGAGAUAUUAAGAAACUCUCUUGGAGAUCUACCAUAUGAUGUCGAAGGAAAAGAAAGUAUUUCGAUUGCAAGAGACUGUAUGUCGAUUAGAACAGAAAGUAUUUCAAUUGCAAAAGAAAGUAUUUCGACUGCAAAAGAAAGUAUUUCAAGUAGAAAAGAAAGUAUGUUGAUUAGAAGUGGUCAUUCAAGUGACACUGAUAAACAAUGCAUAGAAGUGGUUCAGAAUCCAGGUGAAGCUAUCUUUAUACCAUCUGGAUGGUAUCACCAAGUCCAAAACAUAUCUUACGCUAUAUCUGUGAAUCACAAUUGGGUCAAUGGUUGUAAUAUUAACAUGAUGUAUGAAUCUUUACUUAGAGCAUUAAAUGAUGUGAAGGAAGAAAUUAAAGAUUAUAGUGAAAUGGAUGAUUUUGAGCAACAUUGUCAGCUGAUGCUGAAUGCCCAUUUUGGAAUGAACUUUGAACAAUUCUAUAAGUUUUUGCUGUAUAUUGCUUCGAAACGAAUGGAAAUGCUUCAGGAACUCUGUCCAAAAACUCUAUUCCACGGCCAGGAAAUCGGUACAAAUCACAUUCUAUUUGAUUUACAAUCUUUGAAAACUGUGUUGGAAAAAUUUAUAACUUUGGACGAAAUUAAAGUAUUGGAUUUCUUUUCAACUGUGUCUCCUCGGCCUCACGAUUUAUUUGAUGAAGUAUCGCUUAUUUUAGAAAUACACUCCAUAUUCACAAAUCUUGGAUCGAAAUAAAAAUUCAGAAAUCGGUCCUUUAGUUUUGUGUCCGUCCAUGAUUAGUGAGGCCAAAACUGUAAGAGAUACAGGAAUACCGACGAUGAAUUAUUAUUCAGCAAUAAAAGUUACGUGGAGAAAAAUUAUGAAACCAGAAUUUUUUGUAUCGGUUCAGAGGAAACUAGAAUUAGACCAAUUUAUGUGUCUAUUAUGACAGCUUUGAAUUCUCCAAUACAAUUUUUAAAUAAUA